AAAUUUUCACAUUGACAUACCGGAAGCCGAAAAUAGGUCUCCUGGAAUAAUUUGUUUUUGUUAGCGAAUAUUCGAUUUAUAUCAUAUUUGGUGGAUUUCAUAUUUGGAUGAUGUGAGAACCACAGGCAAUGUGUGACUAUAACCAUAUGAGGUUGACUGGCUCUCAGCCAAGUGGGCUGAUUGACCAUGUGUCCUCCUUGUCCACUAACCUCGGGGACCUGAUUGACAACUCUGAGUACAGCGACAUCACCCUUGUCGUGGAGGAGAGACAGUUCCCGGCUCACAAAGUCAUAUUGGCCGCUAGAUCAGAAUAUUUCAGAGCCAUGUUGUUUGGGGGUCUGAUGGAGUCCCAACCCGGGACAAGUGAGAUCCGUCUACAGGACACCUCUGCCAAGGCAUUUGAGGCUCUCCUCAAGUACAUGUACACCGGCAAAAUGAACCUGCUCGAGGUCAAGGAGGAGCACCUACUGGACAUCCUGGGGAUGGCUCACCGGUAUGGCUUCACAGAGCUAGAGUCAUCCAUCUCCGACUACCUGAAGGCGAUCCUGAACAUACGCAAUGUGUGUCUCAUCUAUGACCUGGCCCACAUCUACAGCCUUCACAGCCUAUGUGAUGUGUGCAAGGAUUUCAUGGACCGAAACGCCACACAGAUUCUCCACAGUGAAGCCUUCUUACAGCUCUCUAUGCAAUCCGUGAAGGAGCUUAUAUCGAGGGACUCAUUCUGUGCUCCAGAAAUCGAGAUAUUCUCUUCCAUCCAACGCUGGGCUGAGGAGAACUCCGGUAUCGACCCGACACCAAUUCUUGAGUCUGUCCGGCUGGCGCUCAUGUCCAUGCAUGAACUUCUGAACUCUGUACGGGACACAUCACUCGUCACCGCUGAUUCCAUACUAGAUGCAAUCAAAACACUGACUGAAUGUAGAAAUAUGGAUCUGAAAUACAGGGGGUUUAAAUUGCCUGAGGAGAAUGUAGCGACAACACGUCACGGCGCCCAGGUGAUAAGAGGAGAGAUGAAGGCCGCACUUCUUGAUGGUGACACCAUAAACUAUGACCUGGACCGGGGCUUCACAAGACACCUAAUAGAUGACAACAAUGGCCAGGGCAUUGUGAUCAAGCUCUCCCAACCUUACAUCAUCAACACCAUUAAGUUGCUACUCUGGGACAGAGAUCAGAGAUCCUAUUCCUACUACAUAGAGGUGUCGAUGGAUGACAAGGAUUAUGAAAGAGUAAUUGACCACACAGGGUACUGGUGUCGCUCUGAACAAUUUCUUCACUUCCAAGCUAAAGUUGUCAGGUAUCUGCGGGUGGUUGGUACCCACAACACCCAGAACCGAGUCUUCCAUCUUGUAUCCUUUGAGUGCUUCUACUCCAACAAGAUCUUCGACAUCCACGAGGGGCUUAUUGUGCCGUCUGAAAAUGUAGCCACCAUAGCAAAGAAGGCAUGUGUGAUAGAGGGCGUGAGUCGGAGUCGUAAUGCACUUAUCAACGGUGACACGCGGCAGUAUGACUGGGAUUCCGGCUACACGUGCCAUCAGCUUGGUAGCGGCGCCAUCAUUGUACAGCUCCCACAGCCUUACAUGCUUGACUCUAUGAGGUUGUUACUUUGGGACUGUGAUGACAGGAGCUACUGCUUUUACAUCGAGACGUCAGUGGACAACACCAACUGGGUCAUGGUUACCGACAAGAGGAAUGAACCUUCCAAGUCCUGGGAGAAUGUGACCUUUCCAAUGAGGCCAGUGGCUUUCAUCAAAAUAGUUGGUACUCACAACACCGCAAACGAGGUGUUUCACUGUGUGCAUUUCGAGACACCCUCCCAGGCAGCAAAACUUGCCCUGUUGUCAGGUGCUGGAGGGAAAUCAAUGGAUAAUCUCCCUCUCUCUGGGCCGCCAACGGCCCCCACCUCCCUAUCCCCUCGACCCCCAACCUUCACUCUUCCUGGCUCACAGUCUACCCAGCAUCCACAGGGCCUAGGACCAGCAGACAUGGGGGCUGUUGUAGCCGGGUUAGGUGGAGGGGCGGUUGGAGGAGCUGGGAUCAUCCGGUCACGGGCUCUUGUGGAUGCAAGUCUGGAUGUAAAUGUGAAUGGGGAGGCCCUGGAUAGUGCCCUGGACAUCCCGGAGGCUGAGAGACAGGAAGUGGAGCCGGAGGAGUCUGCAGACUCGGAAACAGAGGGGAGAUAACUGUUACUUGAUGUGCAGGGGACUCUUACAUAGUGCAGCACCAAGAUUAUUGUAUAUUAGCGACUGACUGUGAUGGAUUAUACAUGUAUGCUUUGUUUGCCAGCCUAACCUAACCCAUAAGUGCACGGCAAAAACUUAAAAACCCACUAGGAAUUUAAUUGUGCGUGAGUGAUGAACUGCUUUAGAAAUGAAUAAUUUUAGUGCUUACUUGUGUAGUCCUCGAGUUCAAGGGUGGUUUAACCAUGCAGCUGUGUGCUUGAUAUGCUGUUUGAAGUUCAUGAAGGAUGGUUUACAAGUGGCUGGCUCAUUUGACUUCCUACUUGCCCUGGAUCACAGCUGUAUACAUACAUAAACAUGUUAUAUGUCAUCAAGAAAAUCUCCUUACAUGGACUGUGACAAAUAAGCUGUGUUCAAUACAAAUUGUAAAAAAGUUGAGGUAUUGUCACUAUUUUGUUGUUGGCAUACAGUUUUACACUUGCCAUAACUCAAAUAGAAAAUGUCUCGACAUGAAAAUAUAUAUUGCCAGAGAAAAUGUGCACAUGUGUAGCAUGACUAAUAACUUCAAGGCUUUAAAACGUACUGAGCUUUGCCCUUUUGCCAUUUAUAACUGAAAACAGACUGUGGUUUUGCUGUCUAGCUCAUAUCACAGUGAUACAAGUUAUUGUUUGUAAUACUAAAUGUGCAUGUUAAGCCUUAAUGGAUUUUUCAUGAAAAUUCUAUUUACUUCCAUUUCACCUUAAGUUAUGAAAAAACUGUGAUAGUAUAAUCAAAAGUAUUAGUUUCAGUUUUGAUUUAAACAUUUUAUAUGUACAUUUUAUAUUUACCAAAAAGAUCUAUGUUAUUGUAAACUGUUUUGAACAAAAGCUGUAUGAGCUAAUAUGCACACAUAUGUUCUUAUUUCCAUGUAUUUCGUAUUACCAAUACUAGUAACCCACUUGUUAAUCAGUCAGAAAAUCAUUACCAGUAGUAACUCACAUGUUUUCUGUUUCACAGUUACUGGGUUUAAAGUUUUAUUGCUGUAAAACAAAGUCCAAUGUUUAACAGCAACUUGGUUUGUGUUUAGCUUUUAGUUCUAUAUACAGACAGAUCCUGAUAAGUGGUUUAAAUGAGUAACAGUAAUACAUGAGUAUGUACAUGUGUGUCAAGUCGUGAGAUGUACCAUUGGACAUUGUAAGUCAUGUUUUUUUUCUACAUCACUUCAUCCAUAUUUACUGAGCUAUUUGGCAUUUCACUGUUUGAGUUUUGGCAUACUUAUUGUAAUACUCAUUGUAAUUGUUAAGAUUUAACAUGCAAGGCAAGGUCGCAAUUAGAUAACUCACUUUACUGGUCAGUUCGCCUUUACUAAUCAUUCACCCACCCUGAAAAUCCAUUGUCCAGCAAUUCCAUUACAAUGCGUUUUUCAUACAAAUGAUAUUUUGAAGCUUCGAAAUAUGAAUACUAGUUUAGCAAUUUAUCAGCAAUAUUGAAAUUGCACAAGGUUGUCAAUGUAACUUUUUUUCUUUCUUUUUUUCGGGGGGUGGGGGGUGGGAGAGGGUGGGGGAGGUCACCGUCAUUUCAGUGUUUUUUCCUGAAAAUGUUUGGCAGUGAUUCAUUCUCGUGGUAAGCAUGCAUUAUGAAUAUUAAUAUCAUACUAAAUUUAAGAUGAGUGUCCUAUUUUUUCCGUGAUUGUCAUUUGACAAUAUUCAGUAUUUCUCCAGUUAUUCUAUAAAAGCCUUCAUUUCCAGACGAAAAGGGGUCCCUAAUCACUGGUGUUCCUUAUUCCGUUUAAACUAAAGUGAUACCUACUAACAGAAAGGACUUUUGAUGGAAAAAGAACUUUUUUGGAUUCAAAGUGUAUCAAAGCCUUUUGCUACUUUUGGCGACAUAGGAAGUGUUUCACAUGAACUAAGUAUAACAAUAGGUAUUCACAUUCCUAUUUUUUAUUUUAAAAAAUUGUAAAAAAGUUGAGGCUUUCGGACAUUUUUGUAACUAAGAAUUUAUGGAAUUGAUCAUUUUUGACCCCAUUCGUUGGUACUAAACUUACAAGUUUAUUUAUUUUAUUGUAUAGUGUAAAUGUUAGAACGUCUCAUUUGUAAAUUGCCUUUGACAUGUGUUCAAAUCCAUUUUGUUGAUUAAAAUGUGUGUUUGCAAUGUU
This is a messenger RNA of Mya arenaria, 4311 nucleotides long. RefSeq names its product BTB/POZ domain-containing protein 9-like. The record is from RefSeq and is a predicted model, not a curated record. The transcript is spliced from 12 exons. Gene Ontology annotation, molecular function: protein binding. The coding region runs from base 129 to 2177 and encodes 682 amino acids. NCBI's taxonomy places the organism in Eukaryota, Metazoa, Mollusca, Bivalvia, Myida, Myidae. Gene Ontology annotation, biological process: modulation of chemical synaptic transmission; adult locomotory behavior; circadian behavior.